Ceraceosorus bombacis is the source of this 537-nucleotide messenger RNA. The record is from the annotation of a GenBank genome assembly. NCBI's taxonomy places the organism in Eukaryota, Fungi, Basidiomycota, Exobasidiomycetes, Ceraceosorales, Ceraceosoraceae.
GCUUCAGCUGCAGUCAUACCAGCGAGUCGCGACCUGACGGAGCAAUCUCAAGAUUCUGAUUUUGCAGCUCGAUUCGACAUCGUGGAGCCAUACUCGUGGCUGCCCAGACACCUUAGCUGAUACGGUGGGUGACGAAAGCUUCGAUAAAGUGUUCCGGGCCACGCCCAACAUUCAGAAUGCCAGUCGCCGCCUUACAGGAUGUCAAGUCGUUCUCAGGAAGGAGAGAUCGUCUUCCGGGCAAGAGUUGCGUAGGUAUUGAAGCCUUCAAGCCAAGUCCAUUCAUCGAGGUGGACGCUUGGUGGACAUGCAUGAGUGGCACUGACUAUGGUCACAUUUUCGCUGUACCUGCCUUUUGCUUGUGGGACGCCACGAGCACUAUGUGCUCGAGGAUGACUGACAAGACCAAUGGUGGCUGUACGGCAUACUCACUGCAAGCGAUUCGCAUUCAAUUUCGCUAUACAUUGCCGGACGAGCUCCACUGCUGUUUUUGGGCGUGCAUUCAGCUGUUCACAGCGCGCAACAUAUGGCCAUCCUGAG